AUGAGGCUAACAGGGCCUUCAGCAGCUGUUCUGACAGCUUCGAACCUCCUUGAUGCAUCUCCCUCAUCUCACUGUUCAAGCAGGCAACUCUCAGAUCUUGAUGUAUUCGGUGCCAAGAUUUUAGCCGUAGAUGCCUCUCCGCUGCAAAACUAUACCGCGGCCACGGAUGCAGGUACCUGGUCGGGUCUCGAUAUUUGCAAUGUCACAGUCACAUACACCCACCCCGGUCGAAACGAUACGGUUCAUGUGGACGUCUGGCUUCCACUAGGGGACUGGAAUGGCCGCUUUCAAGGCGCUGGGGGAGGCGGCUGGCGUAUGGGUCCUUCAAUUGACAAGCUCGCAUCCGCAGUUUCCCAAGGCUUCUCAGUUGCUCGAACCGACGGGGGUCACGACCUCAAUACCAGAUCUGACCCUGAGUGGUGGGCAUUGGACAGCCCUGGGAAUGUUGAUCUCAGUCUUCUGCAGAACUUUGCCUCGCUAGCGCUGAACGACCUUGCCAACAUCGGCAAGCAGAUCACGGCCAACUUCUAUGGCACUCCCGCCAAGAAGUCCUAUUGGAAUGGCUGUAGCACUGGUGGAAGGCAAGGUAUUAUGCUUGCACAGAGAUACCCUGAUGCUUUCGACGGAGUACUGGCAAUAGCUCCUGCCAUCAACUGGGCGCAUUUUCUUGUUGCAAUGUACUGGCCGCAGCAAGUCAUGAACCAACUGGGAUAUUACCCGCCGCCUUGCGUUCUCGAAGCAAUCAAUCAAUUUGCCAUCGAGGCUUGCGACACUCUUGACGGUGUGGCCGACGGUAUUAUCUCUGAUCCCAGAGUCUGCGACUUCGAUGCUACGACCGCAGUAGGGAAAUCUGUUAGCUGCAAUGGAACCCAAGUAUCGAUCAGCAAAGAAGUCGCAAUCAUCGCCAAUGCCACAUGGUCUGGUGCCCGGGAUCCUUCUGGUAGAUACAAUUGGUACGGUCUAGCGAAGGGCACACCCUUCUACAAUGCCUCCGCUACCGAUGGCCUCGUCGGCACAGACUGCACUGACAGUAGCGCCUCCUCCUGCAGUGGUGCUCCAUCCUCUUACUCUCGUGACUGGAUCAAAUACUUCAUCUACAAAGAUCCAAAUUUCUCAGUCGAAAAUAUGACCGAUGCCGAAUUCUUCGCCACUAUGCACAAAUCUGUCCAAGAAUACGAGAGUGUCAUUAGCGCUUCAGACCCGGACCUUUCGUCUUUCAAGAAACGCGGUGGCAAGAUGAUCACCUGGCAUGGGCUCAGUGAUCAGUUGAUCUUUCCGGGUGGAACUGUUGAGUAUUAUGAAAAGGUACGAAAGUUAGAUCCGGCUGUGAAGGACUUCUAUCGAUUCUUUGAAGCGCCUGGUGUCGAGCAUUGUUCUGGUGGGAUCGGCCCUUUGCCGAGUGGUGCGCUUUCUGAUCUGAUAAGAUGGGUUGAAGAGGAGGAAGUACCAGAGACGCUGUUGGCAGUGGAUCAAAAUGGGGCAGAGAUGAGGCGAAGAUUGUGUCUGUGGCCUAAGAAGCAGGAAUAUGUCGGAGGUGAUCCAGAUCAGGAGGAAAGCUUCACUUGCGUAUAA
This is a messenger RNA of Pseudocercospora fijiensis CIRAD86, 1572 nucleotides long. RefSeq lists its product as uncharacterized. The record is from RefSeq and is a predicted model, not a curated record. The coding region runs from base 1 to 1572 and encodes 523 amino acids. NCBI's taxonomy places the organism in Eukaryota, Fungi, Ascomycota, Dothideomycetes, Mycosphaerellales, Mycosphaerellaceae. The transcript has a single exon.